This is a messenger RNA of Dermacentor silvarum, 2779 nucleotides long. RefSeq lists its product as uncharacterized. The record is from RefSeq and is a predicted model, not a curated record. NCBI's taxonomy places the organism in Eukaryota, Metazoa, Arthropoda, Arachnida, Ixodida, Ixodidae. The coding region runs from base 538 to 2448 and encodes 636 amino acids. The transcript is spliced from 3 exons.
UGAACUGUCACUUCAACUGUAAUUUCAUAAGUUCAUUUGUGCGCUGGCAGCGAGAAUGCGCGCUGUCUACGUCAUCUUUCAACUUCGUGCUUAGGCAGCAAGUAAAUUCAGCUGCUUUGUCGUAUUCACAUGUUUAAAAUUUAUGUGUGCAAGGUUACUUGGACAUUGUCACUCUUCUGCAUUCGAUGUACGAACACCGGGCCUUACCUAGCAGACGACACGGAACUUGCAAUUGCAGUCCUAAACUUGAUUAAAAUUUUAUUUGUGAAUAAUGUGUGUGUACGUUUAUACAGACUGAUACAUAUUUUAAAGUAAGAUAACUAGCUUUGCCAUAAAUUACAUGCAUGCACUAAAAAUAAACACUUGCUAGCGCCACUGUUGCUUUCUUACAUAAUCAAGUAGUCGCAGCAGUUCUGCAGGAACACUUUUGUUCUUGAGCUGUCGGUUUGCGUGCCUCAUUUGUUGGUGUGAUUGUGGUACCUGCAUGGCAAGCUGAUUUCGGCGACGCGCGGAAAUCAGUGUAGCAAGCGUUGCACGAUGAGCCAGGAGAAAGAGCGGAAGCGCCGUAAACUCUAUUUAGUCGAUGCGGACGCGCCCUUUGUUGUUCCACGCUCCACGCUAUGGUACAACAAGCAGCGGCCCAUCACGCCGAGCACCUCGGCGGCACAGCCUUUGACUGACGCCCUACCCGACGACGCUGCAGACACCGCAGAUACUGCCAACUGCGAUGAAAAUCGCCAGCGAGGGAUCGGCGUAGCUGCUUCCAGCGCUGAUACUGACGACAGUGCCCUGGCAUACUUAAGCGACGCACAGCCGCCAAGAACCACAAGUGAAGCUGGCAUCACCAGUGACGACUUAUUCGACGAUGAGCAGACGGAAUUUGUGGAUGCCGUGAGCGAGAGUGGCUGCAGCGGUGAAGACAGUGACCAUACCGACGAAGAACGAAGUGACCCCGCCAAUGGGCCUGUGCCACAGUUCCAUGACACCGAGCUGCUAGCUCAAUGUGUCCGCCACUUCGGAAACAAAACACUGCCUUCUUCAUCAACAACACUGGCUGAGGCUGUUGUGUUGAUUAUGGCGUUUGUUGUGGCGCAUGGGCUCACUUGGUCGGCGGUUGAUGAUUUGUUAAAGUUGGUUGACGCUUUGUUUGGGCAUCGGCCAUCUGGUCUCCCACGCUCAAAAUACCUGUUUCGAAAGCUUUGGGCUCCCAAAUGUGAACAGAUAGCCCAGAGACAUUACUAUUGCGAAUUGUGUAUGUCGCUUCUUGAGAUGAGUGAGAACAAGAGGAGUCUCCACUGCACUAUAUGCCAGCUAUCAUACGAUGUGAGUGAGGUGAAGAAGAAAGGGUGCUUCUUUGCUAUUAUGGACAUAAAAGAACAGCUUCAACACAUAAUAGCAAGAGUCAAGGAGCUCCUUUUCAGCAGUCUAUCAAUGCUACGAGACGAACAAAGUUCAGGAAAUGUAGUGACGACAGACAUUGCAAAUGGGGCAAUUUGUAAAGGACUCCGCCAAAUGGGUCUUAUGAAAUGGAGUGACUUAACAUUAACUGUGAAUACAGAUGGGAGCCCAUUGUACAAGUCCUCCAAUGCCUCCAUUUGGCCCAUUCAAUUGUCGAUCAACGAGCUUCCGCAGCCCCAUCGAAAUGCAAAUACCUUCCUCGCCGGCUUGUGGUUUGGGCGGAAACACCCUGAUAUGGCUCUUUUUAUUGGGAAGUUUGUGAAAGCCUUACAGAUGGUUGGGGAGAUUGUGUGGCAGCAUGGUGCUGUGGACCUGAUCUCCAGAGUAUACCUAGCUUGUGUCUGCGUUGAUGCCCCUGCCAGAGCAGCUGUUGGAAACCAGACACAGUUCAAUGGCUGCUUUGGUUGCCCAUGGUGCCUAGCAUGUGGAACACUGCAAGAAGGACGUCGUCUCUACAUCAACUCGGAGCCGCCUGCACCAGAGAGGACAGCAGCAGGCAUACGCAGGGACAUGAAACUUGCCAUGGAGCUGCAGACUCCAGUCAAUGGACUGAAAGGGCCAUCAGCUUUCUGGCCUUUGCAGUACCUGGACCUUGUCGAGUGCUACACUGUGGAGUACAUGCAUUGUGUGUUACUUGGGGUGACCAGGCAGUUCACGGAGUAUUGGUUCGAUUCCUCUCACUGCCAUGAAAAGUUCUACAUAGGACGACCAAGCACCCUGAAUUUCCUGAACCGGCGCCUGAAGGGCAUUCAACCGCCACAUCAUAUUACACGCCUGCCUCGCUCAAUCCAGGAAAGGCACUUUUGGAAGGCCCAUGAGUGGCGAAAUUGGCUUCUGUACUACUGCCUACCGUGCUGCCAAAAUACUCUGCCAUCACCCUACAUGAAGCACUUCGCAAUUCUUUCCGAGGCCAUUUUUCUGCUCCUUCAAGAGCAACUCUCACCUCCGGCCAUUGCCCAAGCAGGUGAGGAGAAAUUUUGUGUAUCCUAAUCAAGCAGUUUUCACACAUGCAUUUUGUACUCAGUAGGGUUAUUUGAAAAACUGUACAUUGAUUGUACAAAAAAAAUAACAACAUGCAUUUUUGUAUUCAAGGAGCUGUGACAUAGUUGUCCUAUAUUAUCACUUUAUCAUUGAAACUGAGAGUAAAGGGCCCAUAAUGGACAUGCACCCAAAAAAUUCGUCUUUUAAGCGUGCAUUCUAAUAGAAAUUUCACCUUAAAGUGACAGCCCCUGAACAUCUCCCACUGACAGUGACUGCCAUUUUGAUAUCUACUGUGUGACAUCAGGAAAUGUGGAGGAGGAAGAAGUGGUUUUGAACAGAG